Messenger RNA from Sphaeramia orbicularis (orbiculate cardinalfish), 1007 nucleotides. RefSeq names its product E3 ubiquitin-protein ligase TRIM38. Lineage: Eukaryota; Metazoa; Chordata; Actinopteri; Kurtiformes; Apogonidae. The record is from RefSeq and is a predicted model, not a curated record. The transcript is spliced from 4 exons. The coding region runs from base 259 to 777 and encodes 172 amino acids.
CUGUAGAUACUGAUCUGUGCUUGUCAAUACUUUGUCUCUCGUUAAUUUUCUGCCUGGAUGUAUGUCCUUGACGCUUCAUUAGUCUGACUGCUGUUUUUGUUAUGAAGGCAUGUGUUCUCCCCUCCACCUCUGACUCUCUUUCUCUCUCUCCUGCACAGAGUUGUGUUUUCAUGUCCUUCAUUUUACUCCUCCCUCUUUCACUUGCCAUCAUCACUUUUAUUACACUUUCUCGGGAGUCCUCACGCUUUGUCUGUUGUCAUGUUUGCACAAACUGAGAUGUACCACAACUGCACUACAGACACUGCAAUCAACUGUAAUCAAAGCCUCCUCUCUGAUCAAAAGGAAAAGCUUAUCCAGGCUAUUAAAAGAAUCAAGCACGAGUUAGAUGAGUGCAGAGAAGCAGAGAGAGAGACAUUCAUAGAGUCGGUGGAAGUAGAGAGCAGAUUUGAUGACCUGGAAAGAGAAAUCAGAUCUGAGUUUCAUAAUCUUCAUCGUUUUCUGGAGGAGGAGGAGUGGAAGGAUGUGGAACGGCUGAGGAGGGAGAAACAGAAGCAACUGAAGCAGCUAAAGGAGCAAGAGAAGAAAAUAUCAGAGCAAGGGAGGGACAUAGAGAGAUCAAUUGCCUUGCUCAACAGCAAACUGACGGAGGAGGACAGUCCUAACCUGCUAAAAGAAAUUCAAGAGCUAAUAAAACGGCAGGUUUUCUCAGUGUGUUUUUCUAAAACUAACUGUUUUCUUGUUUUCUUUCCCAAUUUCUCCCAAACUCAUUUACACUAAUCCUGUGUAUGUUACACAUGCUUGAUAUUUUUGUAGUUUUUGCAAAUGAGUCCUCUUUCAUAAUAAUAACAAAAGUGUGUCAGGUAUUUUCAUAUUUGGUUCUCUCCCCAUGUUUUUAAGCAGGUCCCAGGUCAGUUUUAUUCUCCCAGCAGAGGUGAACACAGAGGUGCGCUCUGGCCAUUUUGUGGGGCCCCUCCAGUACAGAGUAUGGAAACACAUGAAAAGCUGCC